AAUUGAGAAAAUUAACUGUAACUGGUCCCUUCUUGAAAAUCAUUUGAUAAAUAAAAGGCAAUUUAAUUGUCCUUAAAAUUUUUAAUCACUUCAAAAAUGUAUCUCAACUAGUGAGAUCCACAUUAUGUUUUAAAUUUUAUUCUCUUAAAUCUACUUAUAAUCCUCAUAUAAUAUAAAAUGGCUGAAGGAUACAAGAAAGAACAAGUUCGUGAUGAAAGCAAACCUGAGGAACUUUCACCUCUCUCCUUACGUAAUAAUGAAGAUGUAACUAAUUGGUCUUACUAUCAUAAUCAUGCUAAUGAAUUCUCAUUAGAUCUUUCAUACUUGAAUUUGGAUGGAAUAACUCUUCAUCAAAAUUUCGAAAUAUUCAAAAAACCUGAAGAAAGAGAUAAAGAUGAAAAGAGAGAAGUACAUUUUAUGUACAUUCAACACAAUAGACUGGAUUUUAUUCCCGAAAAUAUCUACAAAUUUAAAAAUUUACGACACAUUGACUUGAGUAAUAAUUAUCUAUCGGAAAUAAAUGAAGCUAUAUUCGAAUUAAAACACCUGAAUAUAUUAAUCGCUCGGAACAAUUUUCUUGGUGAUUAUUCCUUACCAAAGAAACUAGGUUCUCUACCUCAUCUAGAAGAAUUGAAUUUGAGUGGAAACCAAUUUAAAACGAUACCUCCAGAAAUUAUAGACAUUCAAAGCUUGAAAUCAUUAUACAUGGGUAGUAAUCAGUUAGAAGAUUUGCCUAGAGAUAUCUGGAAGCUUGAAAAGUUGGAAAUUCUGUAUCUAGGAGGAAAUAGUCUUAAAGAUAUUCCAGCAGAAAUGGGUCGUCUUCAUCAUUUAAGAUCUCUUGUUUUAUGUGAAAAUCAACUGCAGAGCCUUCCAUCAACUAUAUCAUGUUUGAGACGGUUACGAUCUCUUUCCUUGCAUAAAAACCAACUUACCACAUUACCUCCUGAAAUUGUUACACUAAAAGGACUGGUUGAAUUAAGCCUAAGAGACAAUCCACUUGUGGUGAGGUUUGUCCAAGAAAUGACCAAUGAUCCUCCUUCUUUACAAGAACUAGCCGCCAGGAGUAUAAAAUUAUUUAAAGUUCCUUACAAAGACAGAGAGUUGCCUCGUAGUUUGGCUCUUUAUUUGAAAAGUGCUUGUAGGUGUGUUAAUCCUAAAUGUGGUGGUGUGUACUUUGAUGCUAGAGUUGAACACAUAAAAUUUGUUGAUUUUUGUGGCAAGUACAGACUGCCAUUGUUACAAUAUUUAUGCUCUCCUAUGUGCAGCACAUCUUCCAAUUCCAGUGGUCAGAGCGACACUAAUAGCUCAGAUGAUGACAGCGAUAUCCCAGAAAGCAGAUUACGAAGAGUUCUACUCGGUUAAAAUAAAAAUCUCUCAAUUUUUUUGGUGACAUUUUGUUUAUUAGGUACAGUUAGAGUUGACAAAGUGUAGUUUAUUACAGCAGGGCUGAUUGUGCUCCGGAAAAAAUCAGGAUUUCCAGAUUUUUCGCUUGCAGUGAUCCGGAAGUUUCCAGAGAUCGAAGGUCCUGAUGUUUAAAAAAAUCAUUGAUCACAGAAGUUUCCGGAAAUCAAGAUUUCAACGGUGGAACUUGACCACUGCUUAUUUUAUUUGUUUGUAAGGGAGAGCCAGAUACUUUGUAAGCUUAUAUUCAUGAUUAAUAUUCAUUUUUUUAUCAGUAAAUAGUUGUGUUAUGAUCAUAAACUUAAGAAAGACUUAUUUGUAAAUUUUAAUUACUU
Parasteatoda tepidariorum (common house spider) is the source of this 1736-nucleotide messenger RNA. RefSeq names its product leucine-rich repeat-containing protein 58. The record is from RefSeq and is a predicted model, not a curated record. Lineage: Eukaryota; Metazoa; Arthropoda; Arachnida; Araneae; Theridiidae. Gene Ontology annotation, molecular function: protein binding.